Messenger RNA from Colossoma macropomum (tambaqui), 6233 nucleotides. RefSeq names its product slit homolog 3 (Drosophila) (gene slit3). Gene Ontology annotation, biological process: negative chemotaxis; axon guidance. Gene Ontology annotation, molecular function: calcium ion binding; Roundabout binding; heparin binding. The record is from RefSeq and is a predicted model, not a curated record. Lineage: Eukaryota; Metazoa; Chordata; Actinopteri; Characiformes; Serrasalmidae. The transcript has 36 exons. The coding region runs from base 636 to 5219 and encodes 1527 amino acids.
AAUGUGGGUGAAUGACAUCAGCAGAGCAGUGAGCCAGUAAGAGUGUGGCUCCGGGUUUGGGGGGCUGGAAACUCGCUGGAGAACUUCUCGCCUGAAAGCCCCGCAAAGCGCUGCAACUUUUGGGCUCGUGUUCUUCUGCUGAACUUCUGUGAACGAGGAGGAUUUCUGAGAGAACCGAGCGGAGGGAUUGUGAGGAGGGCGAGUGGAGCUCUAUCAGGACGUGUGCUGUCUUUCUUUUUUUCUUUUUGGAAACUUUUUAGGCUAAAAAAGAGAGCAGGAGUAUCACGAGAGCCUUUAUGAGAGAAUUCUCACAGUGAUGUGCACAUGGACAUUUACGCACGCGCCUGUUUGGUUGGUCCGGUGCGGACGCGGCUAAAUGGAAGUUUAACUUUGGAUGACUUUGGCUUUGCACACUUUCGGCAGGAGUUUGUAAAGUUGACGCCGCUUGUCGCGCGCGCCCGGCUCUGAGAGGCUCCAGCUGGACACUCAAACUCUGCGCGUUGCACUUCUCUGGCUUAAAACGAGCGGAGGAUAUAUUUCACAGCUGUCAGGAAUUUCCUCUUUUUUCCAGUCUUUUUUGUUUGUUUGUUUGUUUGUUUGUUGACCCGCGAGCUCGUUUACGUGUUGCGGAUAGGAUGCGAGCGCGCGCGCAGCAGAAGCGCUGGCCGGCCGGUGGCGGAGUGCUCGCGCUGCUCUGCGCGCUGCUGCUAACCGUCGCAGCCGUGCGCGGCUGCCCGGCCAAGUGCAGCUGCUCGGGAUCGCACGUGGAGUGCCAGCAGCAGGGCUUCCGGUCAGUGCCGAGAGGAAUCCCGAGGAACGCGGAGCGACUGGACCUGGACAGGAAUAACAUCACUCGGAUCACCAAGGUGGACUUUUCUGGGCUCAAGAACCUCCGAGUUUUGCAUUUGGAGAACAAUCAGAUCAGUGUGAUUGAGAGAGGAGCUUUUCAGGACCUCAAGCAGCUGGAAAGAUUGCGUCUGAACCGGAACCGGCUGCAGGUUCUGCCGGAGCUGCUGUUCCAGUCCACACCCAAGCUGGGUCGUCUGGACCUCAGUGAGAACCAGAUUCAGGCCAUUCCUCGUAAGGCUUUCCGCGGAAUCACAAACGUCAAGAACCUGCAACUGGACAGCAACCACAUCAGCUGCAUCGAAGAUGGAGCCUUCCGAGCCCUGCGCGAUCUGGAGAUCCUCACUCUCAACAACAACAACAUCACCCUCAUCCCGCUGUCCAGCUUCAACCACAUGCCCAAGCUGCGCACUCUUCGUCUGCACUCCAACAACCUGCACUGCGACUGCCACCUGUCCUGGCUCUCUGAUUGGCUGCGGCAAAGGAGGGGGUUGGCCCACUUUACUCAGUGCAUGUCGCCUGCCCACAUGAGAGGGCUCAGUGUCCCUGAUGUGCAGAAGAGAGAGUUCGUCUGUACAGGCCCCACUCAGUCAGAGCCAAGGUCCUGCGCUCCUCAAGCGUCCGUCUGUCCUGCCAGCUGCUCCUGCAACAACAACAUCGUGGACUGCAGGAAAAAAGGCCUGACCGAAAUCCCGGCCAACCUGCCCGAGGGCAUCGUGGAAAUUCGUCUGGAGCAAAACCUGAUUAAGAGCAUUCCGCCAGGAGCUUUCUCUCCAUAUAAGAAGCUGAAGAGGAUAGAUCUGAGUAAGAAUCAAAUCUCAGAUAUCGCAGAUGAUGCCUUCAGUGGCCUCCGUUCCCUCACCUCACUGGUCCUGUAUGGAAACAAAAUUGCAGAGAUACCCAAGGGGCUGUUUGAUGGCCUGGUCUCCCUGCAACUGCUGCUGCUCAACGCCAACAAAAUCAACUGUCUGAGGGUGAACACCUUCAAAGACCUGCAGAGCCUUAAUCUGCUUUCUCUCUAUGACAACAAGCUCCAGACCAUCAGCAAAGGCCUGUUUACACCGCUGCGCUCCAUCAAGACCCUGCACCUUGCUCAGAAUCCCUUCAUGUGUGACUGCCACCUGAAGUGGCUGGCUGACUACCUGUUUGAUAAUCCUAUCGAGACCAGCGGGGCACGCUGCAGUCACCCUCGACGCCUAGCCAACAAGCGCAUCAGCCAGAUCAAGGGCAAGAAGUUCCGCUGCACAGGUUCGGAAGACUACCGCAGCCGCCUGACCGGCGAGUGUUUCCAGGACCUGGUGUGUCCUGAGCGUUGUCGCUGUGAGGGGACGGUGGUGGACUGCUCCAACCUCAAACUGACCAGCAUCCCUCCUCACCUGCCUGAACACACAACUGACCUGCGCCUGAACGACAAUGAGAUCUCAUCGCUGGACGCCACGGGGGCCUUUAAGAAGCUCCCAAACCUGCGGAAAAUAAACCUGAGUAACAACAAGCUGCGAGACAUCCGGGAGGGGGCUUUCGACGGGGCCGGGGGUGUCCUGGAGCUGCUGCUGACCGGAAACAAGCUGCAGGCCGUCCAGGGUCGCAUGUUCAAAGGGCUGACCGGCCUCAAGACCCUGAUGCUGAGGAGCAACCAGAUCGCCUGUGUGGACAACUCCACCUUCACUGGCCUCAGCUCUGUCCGUCUGCUCUCCCUCUAUGACAACCGCAUCUCCACGAUCGCCCCAGGAGCCUUCAACACUCUACACUCGCUCUCCACCAUUAACCUGCUGUCCAAUCCUUACGUGUGUGACUGUCACCUGGCAUGGCUGGGUCAGUGGCUAAAGAAGACGCGAGUGGUCAGUGGAAAUCCUCGGUGCCAGAAACCUGCCUUUCUGAAGGAGAUUCCCAUACAGGACGUGGCUGCACCAGACUUUACAUGCGAUGGUGUAGAGGAGAAUGCCUGUUUGCCAUCAGUCCCUCGCUGUCCAGAGCCUUGCACAUGCUCAGAUACAGUGGUGCGCUGCAGCAACCGCGGACUGCGCUCUCUGCCCAAGGGCAUCCCCAAGGACACCACAGAGCUAUAUCUGGAAGGCAACCAGCUCACAUCAGUGCCCAAGGAGCUGUCCAGUCUGAAACAACUCUUGCUUGUAGACCUGAGUAAUAACAGUAUCAGCUCUCUGACUCCACUCAUCUUCAGCAACAUGACUCAGCUCUCCACACUUAUUCUGAGUUAUAAUCAGAUCCGCUGUGUGCCAGUGCAUGCAUUUGAUGGACUGCGCUCUCUGCGUUUGCUAACCCUCCACGGAAACGACCUUUCAACUAUUCCAGAGGGAGCCUUCAACCACUUGACGUCUCUGUCUCAUCUGGCUCUGGGUGCUAACCCACUGUACUGUGAUUGUGAGCUCCGCUGGCUCUCCCAGUGGGUGAAGGCUGGCUUUAAGGAGCCUGGUAUUGCCCGCUGUACUGGACCACCGGACAUGGCUGACCGCCUGCUGCUGACCACCCCCCUUAACCGCUUCCAGUGCAAAGGCCCUGUGGAUUUGAAUCUGAUGUCCAAGUGCGCCCCCUGUCUGGCUGGCCCGUGUCAGAACAACGGCACGUGCGUUAGUGAUGUCACCGGGUCUUACCACUGCACCUGCCCCUUCGGCUACAAGGGCCGGAACUGUGAGAUAGCCGCCAAUGCCUGCCUCAGCCAGCCCUGCAGCAACGGAGGCACGUGCCACCUAACACCUGGUCAGGAGGGCCACUUCAGCUGUGUGUGUCUGCCUGGUUUUGAGGGUCAGCGGUGUGAGGUAAAUCCCAACGACUGUGAAGACAACGACUGUGAGAAUAACUCCACCUGCGUCGACGGCAUCAACAACUACACCUGUAUCUGCCCCCCCAACUACAGAGGGGACCUGUGUGAGGAAGUGGUGGAACCCUGCCUGCCUGGCUUUGACCCCUGCCAGCAUGACUCAAAGUGUGUGCCUCUCAUCAAGGGCUAUAGGUGUGAGUGUUUGCCGGGAUAUGUGGGACAGCACUGUGAGCAGGACUACAACGACUGUCUGGAGAACAAGUGCCAGCACGGGGCAGAAUGUGUGGAUGCCAUCAACGGUUAUACCUGUGUGUGCAAGGAUGGCUUUAGUGGCCUGUUCUGCGAGAACCCUCCUCCUAUGAUCCUGCUGCAGAAGACUAGCCCAUGUGAUCAGUCAGACUGUCAGAACGGUGCGCAGUGUGUGAUGGUGGAGGGUGAGCCUUGGUGUCGCUGUCUGCCUGGCUUCUUCGGCAACAAGUGCCAGAAAAUGCUCACUGCGCACUUCCUGGGCAAAGACGCAUUCACAGAGCUCCGCGGGACAAAGAUCCUGCCUUCCACUCAUAUAUCCCUCCAGGUAGCUACUGAUAAGGACAAUGGCAUGCUGCUGUAUAAAGAGGAUCACGACCCUCUGGCUCUUGAGCUCUAUCAAGGCCACAUUCGGCUGAUGUACGAUAUUGCCAAGUACCCUCCAACCACCGUGUACAGUGUGGAGUCAGUGAAUGAUGGCUUCUUCCACUCAGUCGAACUGCUGAUCCAGAAUCAGACACUUAGUCUGGUGGUGGACAAAGGAGCCCCCAAGAGUCUGGGCAGGCUGCCCCGGCCGCCCGCAGUGGAGUUCAACACCAAGCUUUUUGUUGGAGGUGUGCCCUCUGCGGUCGGCUCGUUGGGCUUGCGUUCUGGGCCUGACCGCCAGUCUCCAUCCUUCAACGGCUGCAUCCAUAACGUGCGGAUAAAUGGUGAGCUGCAGGAGCUGGGCAGUGGGCUAGCUGGCACGGCGGGCAUUCUUCCUGGCUGCCACUCCUGCAGUGUGUGUGCUCAGGGAGCGUGCAGGCAGAGGGGUGAGGCGGGAGUGACCUGCGAGUGUCCAACCAGCAGCAGUGGCCCACUGUGUGACCAGCAAAGCACCAUCAACCCUUGCCAGAGCAGCAGGUGCGUGCAUGGCCUGUGUGUGGCUAAGGGCUCAUCCUAUAGCUGUAAGUGUGCUCAGGGUUACUCAGGCCAGUACUGUGAGAGGAGAGAGGAGCCGCUGGCCUGCAGAGGGCAGCACUGUGUACAUGGAGAGUGCAGGGUGGACGAGAGUGGAGCAGCGGCAUGCCACUGCCAGCCUGGCUACACGGGCCCCAACUGUGAUACAGAGCUGACCUGUCAUGGGGAGACAAUCCGGGAGUAUCUGAAGCGUCACAAUGGCCACAAGACGUGCACAUCCACCAGUAGGGUGCCCAGGGUAGAGUGCCAACGCGUCUGCCACCCGGGUCUCUGCUGCACGCCCACCAAAAGCCGCCGACGGAAAGUCACCUUCAAGUGCACCGAUGGAACCUCCUUCUCUGAAGAGUUGGAGACGACCUUGGAGUGCGGCUGUUCGAAAUGCCCCUCAUAAUGAUCCCCAUCGUAUCCCCCCCAACCCUCAGCCGGGAGGAGAAAUAGGGAGAGAAGAAAAUAUAUUGUAAAAUAAAUAAAAAACAAAUAGAACUUAUUUUUAUUAAGGGAUUUUUUUCUAAAGAGGAAGAGACUGUUUUUAUGAUGUUUCUUAUAUGUGUAAUAUGAAAAGUUUUGUAUCUGAACAAAAAUCACACACACACAACAGAUUAACAUUCCUGAAAAUAUAUGAAUUUAUAUAUAUAUAUAAAUAUAUGUGUAUAAAUCUAUAUAAAUGUACAACCUAACUAAAAGAUUAAUUUGGUUUGUUUAUUGCAUGUCUGUGUGAGUGUGCGAGGGGAGUUUUCGGGACACUUUAAGAGUUAAAACAUGAAUCAAAACGUGCCCAUACUGCCAAUCAGGAGAGCAUUUGAGGAACCUCAGACGUGAAGAGGAUCGCAAUAAUGUGCUCCGCUGGUGAAACAGGAACUUUUUUUUACCAGUGCCUCUUACCCAGCAUGCCUUGUAAAGGACUCCAUAAGGCUCACCUGCAGAGCUAAUGGAACGGCUAACGGGAUUGGAACUUCUUAUCUCCAGAGCUCUGAACUGGUCUCUUUUUUGCGCUUCAGUUCCUUAUGGUUGUUUUUUGUUGUUGUCUACAUGUUGUCCCAUCAGAGAGAGAGGGAUCAGUAGUGUUUUUAGAAGGAUGGCUCUGGAUCACUGGUCAUACAUCAGAGUUAAAUGUAUUUCUCGCAUAACUGCAUGGAAGUAUAUAUGAUUGAAUGUGAACUCGUGCUCUGUGGUCAAGCAGCGGUUAGUCCUGCUACCUGUUCGUCCUUACCUGGUACGGUUGCUCCAAACACGUCUUAUCGUAGCAGUACAGACCAGCAAUACAGACCGCAGUGACAGCUCUGAUGGAAAGCUCUCCAUACUGACGCAGUAUUCCGUCAUAACCGUCCCUUACUAAUAUAUUAAACACAAAUAUGUUACGCCCAUUACUACUGUAUUUUGUAUCAUAUACCCAUUGUUGUUGUUU